UCUCUCUCUCUCUCUCUCUCUCUCUCUCUCUCUCUCUCUCUCUCUCUCUCUCUCUCUCUCUCUCAUACCAUCUGCAUAGCACACUGAACAGAGAUAAUUGCUAAACCUGUACAAGAAGAUGAUUGGACAAAGCUUCCCAGAGGAUCUUGACUGUGGCAACUUCUUCGACAACAUGGACAAUCUUCUUGACUUUCCCGGUGGUGAUAUCGACGUCGGUUUCGACAUCGGUGACUCGGACUCUUUCCCUAACAUCUGGGCUACUCAUCACGACACGUGGCCCGCAGCUUCUGAUCCUCUUUUCUCUUCCAACACAAACUCUGACACUUCACCUGAACUCUAUGUUCCGUUUGAAGAUAUUGUUAAGGUGGAAAGGCCACCAAGCUUGGUUGAGAAGAAGGAAGAUUCGUUUUCAACGAACAUGGAUUCAUCCUCUUCUCAUAGCACAUCCAGGAGCUCAAGUCCAGUGUCGGUGCUGGAAAGUAGCUCCUCAUCGUCCCAAACGACCAACACAACCUCCCUUGUCCUCCCUGGAAAGCACGGCCGUCCACGCACUAAGCGCCCUCGUCCACAUGUCCAUGAGAAGGAUGGAGUCAAAGACAUUGUUGAUUCGUGCCUCAUCGUUAGAAUACCGAAGCAUUUUCUCUCCGACCACAGCAAGAUGAUCACUAAGAAGAAGAAGAAGAAGGCUAAGGUUACUUCUUCCUCUUCUUCCUCGGGGAUUGAUCUUGAGGUGAAUGGAAACAACAAUGUUGAUUCGUAUUGUUCAGAGGGAAAUCCAGUUAGGAAAUGUAUGCACUGUGAGGUCACCAAGACUCCACAAUGGAGGCUUGGGCCUAUGGGUCCAAAGACACUUUGUAACGCUUGUGGCGUGCGUUACAAGUCAGGGAGGCUUUUCCCGGAGUACCGUCCAGCUGCUAGCCCAACAUUCACUCCAGCUCUUCACUCAAACUCACACAAGAAGGUGGCUGAAAUGAGAAGCAAGAGAUGCAAGGAUGGAAGCUACAUGACCGAAGAGAAUGAUCUUCAAGAUUUGAUUCCGAACAAUGCCUACUUUGGUGUAGACUAA
Molecule: messenger RNA, 1066 nt
Organism: Eruca vesicaria subsp. sativa (arugula)
Lineage: Eukaryota; Viridiplantae; Streptophyta; Magnoliopsida; Brassicales; Brassicaceae
Source: the annotation of a GenBank genome assembly